Messenger RNA from Amphiprion ocellaris (clown anemonefish), 5900 nucleotides. It is a transcript of the gene znf704, whose product is annotated as zinc finger protein 704. The record is from RefSeq and is a predicted model, not a curated record. Gene Ontology annotation, cellular component: nucleus. Gene Ontology annotation, molecular function: RNA polymerase II cis-regulatory region sequence-specific DNA binding; DNA-binding transcription factor activity. The transcript has 9 exons. Gene Ontology annotation, biological process: regulation of transcription by RNA polymerase II. NCBI's taxonomy places the organism in Eukaryota, Metazoa, Chordata, Actinopteri, Pomacentridae. Bases 631 to 2199 code for a protein of 522 amino acids.
CGGUGGGAGCUGGAAACGGACUGGAGGUCUCAGGAACCGGAGCUGGAGUCACAUAACUGUUGUAUUUUGCACCAUUUUCACCUCCUAUGUUGGAGUUUCGACGUUCAGGACCGACCAGAGUGACAUAAUUCGACGCACUUUUUUCCCUUCUUCCCCGUCCGAGCCGUUUGUCCGCCGGACAGCCGCCAUUUUGUUUAAUCGUGUACAAAUGUCACUUCGGUUCCGGGACGAAGCGAUUAGUCCGCGUUUUCCGGCCGCCCCAGCAGCUCGCAGCUCGCAGUGGGGAAAACAAACGGGUUGAACGGAGGAAGAUUGGUAGCCGGUUGGAUGUGGAGGUUGUUUAGCGGCGAAUGAAUCGCUUUCGUGUCGCGGGCUGUCGUCGGGUGCUGAUUCAAAGUUGUCCCCCAGCUUUCGGUGCUUCUCGGUGCGACUGUACGGGACGCGGCUUGGAGUUUUCUCCCUCCGAGUAUGUUGCCGCUUUCUAACAUUUUGUCAGGGCUGUUGGAGCGCGUAGUCUACCCGCUGCGGUUUUGUGUUUUUCUCGACGUUGUUUACCGGUUAUAAUUCGACGUUUAAUGAUUUAAAUCCACCGGGUCGCCGGCUCUGAACACAGCGAGACACUUUUUCGACAUGCAUACGAGGCGUCUGGUGAAGCGCUCGAUCCUCGGCAGCCGCGUUUAUGCGCCGAGUCCGACCGGGGACGGUGCCCCGGUGACAGGAGUGGUCCAGGCUGUCAAGCAGGAAAACAGAGACGUUUCGGCUGCUGGAGCCCGGAGAAGCGUCUACACCGUGCUCAUGCAAGACGGCAGCCUCAAGGAGUUCUCCGAGGAGGAGAUAGCCGCGGGGUUCAACCACACCGCCGCCAAGGGACCGCUCAAGUCCAGCCUGAAGCAGAGCUCCACUAACGGAGCUCCAGACGGCCAUAAGAUGGAGGGUGGUUGCCUGAGCCCAGAGGCAGCGGAGGAGCAGCGGCUGGCGGAUGGCAAGCGUGUAAACCGGGACCCUGACACCCGAUCAGUGUCUCUGCUCGAGCAGAAACGCAAAGUGGUCUCCUCCAGCAUUGACGUCCCUCAUGCCAGACGGUCAGAGGAGGAAGUGGAUAUGGACAAGGUGACGGCUGCCAUGGUGCUGACGAGUCUCUCCACGAGCCCACUGGUGAGGAGUCCACCUGUCAAAGUCAGCGAGGGUCUGAGCGGUUCAUGGAAGGACAACGGCUCAGCGGGACCUUUCACCCCGUCGAGCAACAGCUCCUCAGGGGGCUACUGGAGCUGGUCGGCUCCCAGCGACCAGUCCAACCCCUCCACACCUUCCCCGCCACUCUCCGCAGACAGCUUCAAGCCCUUCCGUGUGCCCAGCCUGGGAGGGGUGGGACCUGGCCCGGCAGGACCUGAAGACCCCAGUCUGGAUGAGCAGGACGGCAGCAGCCUGCUCUUUGAUGAGCCAAUCCCUCGCAAGCGCAAGAACUCCAUGAAGGUGAUGUUCAAGUGCCUGUGGAAGAACUGCGGCAAGGUCCUGAGUACCGCUGCUGGCAUUCAGAGACACAUCCGCACCAUCCAUCUGGGGCGUAACUGUGACUCCGACUGCAGCGACGGCGAGGAGGACUUCUACUACACGGAGAUCAAGCUCAACACCGACUCGGUGGCCGACGGGCUGAGCAGCCUUUCCCCCGUGUCGCCCUCCAUCCUCUCUCCCCCGCCUCCUCCCCCGUCUCCUCUCCCUUCUCUCAGCCAGCUGCCUGACUCCCACAGACCCCAGCAGUCCUCUGACACCAAGGAGCCUCACGCCGGCGGUGCCACCCCGCUCAGCCGCUCUGCGCCCAGCGCUCUCUACCUCAUCCACACGGACCACGCCUACCAGGCCACGGCUCCGGUGUCCAUCCCGUCCAGCACCAGUAACUCGGCCGGCUCAGCCUGCACCAGCUUCACUCCCACCAACAGCUCCAGUUUUAGCAUCUCCUGGCAGUCGCCUCCCGUUACUUUCACGGGGAACACGGUGUCUCCCAGUAAAAGCCAGGGGUUCGGUGAACAGCGAUCCCAGACCAUCGCUGUGCUGUCAUCCCCUCCCAGAGCCACCACUGCCCUCAGUCGGAAGGUGCGCGGCGAGGGGAAGAAGUGCCGUAAGGUGUACGGGAUGGAGAACCGCGACAUGUGGUGCACCGCCUGCCGCUGGAAAAAGGCCUGUCAGAGAUUCACCGACUGAUCGUUCUCCGCCACUGCAACGGCCCGCCACUCCAACAGGCGCUGCGUUUUUUUCGCCAGAGAAAUGCGGAAUGGGCAUCGUUUUGCAUGCGUUUGGUUUUCUUCAGCUCAAAAUCACAACUUGUCCGUCAAAGCUCUGGCUCUGUGCCCCCCCGUUCUGGCUUCUCCCAGCUCCACUGAACCAUUCCAGCUGUUGAAGCAGCUGUAGGAUGGCAGAGUCACCUUUUACAUUGUCAUCCAGGAUUCCCAGUACAUUCCCUUCAUUCCCAGUUGUGGGAAAAACCCCAGUGCAGCUAAACAGUGUAAAGAAAAAAAAAAGUAGAUCUAAAGGUUUCUGCAGUUUUUUAUGUUGAGUUCAGUGUUGCAUCUUUCUAUGUUUUGUACAGCUCUGGUUUUUAAAUGGAAAGUCUAGUCAAAGAAGGGGUCCAGAAAAAAGGCCAAGAGCUUUUUUUUGUGUGUUUCGUCGAAAGAGUUAAAAAGAAAUCUUCACUUUUUUAUCCAAAAAGAAGAAUCGGCCUGUUUGCUGAAGUGUUUGCAGAACAUUAUGAAAAAGCAUGGAGGGAAAAGCUUGCAGUUUUUGUUCUUCCUUCAACUUGUUCAUCUAUUUGUUUUAUUUCUGGACUGUUUUGAGGUGAUUUUUCUAAUAUCACCACCAUCACAGCCUCUCCUGGCCCCUCAACCCUCCUGACAGCCCCGAGGGAAUGUAUGGCAGAGCCAGGAAGGGCUGCUUGACAGGUAGAAGAAGGAGGGGCAUACAAGGUGAAUGAUCAAUGCAAAAAAGAAACAAUUCACAGUCAGGGAAAGUAGAUGGACCAUAGCGGUGAUUUACCACAGCAUCCAACACACACACAGGUAUUACCACAGAAUCAAAGCAGAAUAUUAUGUCACUUUUUAUCCAGUUCAGUCGUUUUCUUUGUUUCAUCAGGGAUGUGAUUCUAAAGAAAGCAAAAACCAGCAGCUUCAACUUGUGGUUAUACUGUAUGCAGCACUAUCUCAACAACUUCUCUCUUUCAUCACACAUGACAACUUUGCAACCAAAAACUCCUUGAUGUCGUUCUUUUAUGUUUUUGGUUUUUGUUAAGGUGCCAUGUUUAGCGUUGUUGAUGUAGUGUUUGGUUUUUUUCUCUCUUUUUUUUGGUGAAACCAAGACUGUUUACCUACCUGCUAAACAAAGUGUGUUUAAAGACCUUCCUGAGAGCACUGGAAGUCAGCAGCAUGUGAUGCCAUAAAAAGAUCUUUCACCACCGCCCUCCUCCUGAACCAACUUUUAUACUUUCCCAAAGGGAACAACAAGUUUGUGUUUACGUAUCUUGAUGAUCUGUUAACCAAAGGAGGAGGGCUAAAAACCAAAAGUGAGACACUUGCACUGUAUUUGUGUAACGGAGCACCUGGUGCAUUUGUGGUUAGUUUUAGAAAGUUCAAAAUGUUCCAAUCUUCCUCCAUAUUUCCAAUUUAACUGCUUACUAAAAGAGGUACAAACAAUAUGUGCUCACCCAGAUGUAGCCUCCGUUUUAAACCAUCGAAAGUACUUGAUUACUCCUUUGUUGUUAAGCGUGAAAACUUCACUCACUUGGCAACAUGCUAGAAAAAGCUUUGGACAAGUUUUCAAAAGAGUCCGCAAGCUUUGUUACUGAUGAAGUGGAAAGAGGUCAAGAUUGUAAAAAAUGAUCUGAUUUGUCAUUUGAAUUUCAGCCUCCUUGUUGGCCCAAAAGCAGGAAACAAAAAGGCCAAAUAGUUUACACAUGUGGACCAACUCUUGUUACCCGAGGCUCCAUUUCAUGUUCAAAUGAAGACCAACGUGUCUCCCAACCGGCACCUUGUUCCUUUGGUUUCUGCAUUUACUCUGCAUUAUGUGAUGUUUUGUUCGAAUGCAUGCUUUGUUACUGUCUCUCUCACACACACACACACACACACACACACACACACACACACACUCGCACAGCAUCAUUUUACACCAGAUUUAUUUCAAACCAACACCAGCUAAUAAACUCACACCCCGCUCGCCCGUUUUAAAGUACAGUACUUCCGCACACGAAAAUCGUAGCUCUCUUAUGUUUGCUCAGCUGUUUCUAUUUUGUCUGUUCUUUUUGUUUCUUCCUGUAUAUAUGUAGUUCUUGUAUUUUUUUUUUUUUUUUUAUGAUCGGUUAUCUCGGUCAUUACAUCUGCCACCUUAUGAACAAGACAGGUUAGAGUGUGAUAUUUUGCGCGAGGAAAUAAUGUACUGUCGAAUCUGUCUGGCUUCUGUUGUUUUGAGUCUAGAGCUAGCCUUAAAGUCACUCUUUGUGCUUCUUCUAUGUCAUUACAUUGAUGUUUCAGUAAGAAAUAUUUAGAUUAUCUCAAAACGGAUUCGCCCUUGUACUAUGUGAACAUAUUGUUUUAAGAAAAGACAAAUCUAUAUAAGAAAAAAGAUUUAAAUUCAAAGCAACAAGAAGAGAAGACAUUCAUUUGGCUGUUUCUGUUGGAUUCUUUUCUCAUAUACAUUAUAUAUACAUAUGAAUAUAUAUAUUCUGUUGAUGGAUUUUGUUUUCAUGUUCUGCUGAAGGAGAUUCAUAAGCGUAGGAGGACACCCCGGCACAAUUUUCAUUACGGACUAAGCUUGUUGUGCUCUUUUCAGUGUGACCCGCACGCUCCCGCCUGGAGCUCCUUCACGUCACGCUUCCCGCUGGCGGCGCCGCUUAGGGGUCGAAAACCACACUUGUUUAAAACCUUUAUCUUAUUUCCAAUUCUCCUCUCCCUGUGUCACGCCGGCUCGCCUGCAAUUAGUUUGAUUGACGUCUCGAUGUGUUUGCGCCGGUGUGUGUGUGCGCUAGCUCGCUGGCCGUCUCUUGUGUGUGAGCGUGAAGGAGCCCCGGGCGAAAGUAUGCGGGGCUGAAGCUCGACGCCCCCCUCCCCACCCUCCGAAGCAUCGCUACGGUUCCUCUCGAGGAGCUACAUACCUUUUAUGAAAUGGCCCGUGGCGUUUCCCUGUCAGGCCGCGAGCGGGUCGAGCCCACUCCUGACAAACCAACACUCUGCGGUUCAAGCAUGUCUUUGUUGGUGAAGCCCUCGGUGGCUGGAUGUGGCUGAUGCUGUUUGUUACUCCAUGCACUCCCCCCCCCCCCAUCACUGUGGUGCUUUAUGUUGGUGUUCGGAACCACCCUCCUCCAUUGAUGUUGGGAAAACCCUGAUCCGGUCAGGGCUCUGUCCAGGAACAAGUCCCGGCGUUAGUUCAGAUCAUUCAGAGGUGCUGGCUAGACCGGAUACUUCACGGCAGCAUUUCAGGGCAGCUAAUUCUACUAGAAGUUCUCUCUGGAUUCUUAUCCUCGGUCAGUGUUGUGUUGAUUUGGCCAAAAUAAGCUCAUUUAUCAUUUAAUCCAAAUUACCUCAAAAGGAUAUCUGCUGCCGUAUUUGUCGAACCUGCCCAGGGAUUUGUUUGUGGACUGCGGCCCGGCCUGAGAACAUCUCGGUUUCAUUCACUGCCGGCGGCACAAAGCUGGCCUUUAGCAUGACGGUGCUUUCAGAGACACUCGGCCCGGGUCUGCGCCUGCAUCCUGUACAUGCUGGUGCUGCGACCUCGGCGGAGGAGGGGAGAAAUGCAGGUGCUAUAAAAACCCCCACGCAGUGCUGUUUCUCCCGUGUGUCCUCUGAUCAUAUUAACUCCAUUUUGUACACAUUGUUGAUGCUGUAGAACAUGAAAAUAAAAAACACCCUGCCUCAAGCCUA